AGCAUGAAAGUUCAGAUCAAUGCCACCAGCGACACGAUCGUCCUCAAGUUCGUCCGUCCCAACCCGGACAUGAAGCUGGAGGGGUACAUCCUGGGGUAUGGAAGCAGCAUGUUCUCCAAACAGUUCAUCAAGCUGCCCGACAACGGGGAGCCCUAUGAGACUGAGAUCGAUGCGGAGCCCAAGUACCUUGUGGCCGUCCAGCCUAUUCCCACCAAUGACGUGAAGAAACAAUGCAAAGAAAGAUACCACCUGGAAAAGCCCAUCCACCUAGUGAUUGGAUCUGUCACCCCAACCUCAGUGCUUCUGUCUUGGGGAGCCCUGGUGAAGACAUCUUAUGAGGGCACCAUCCUGAAGGAUUGCUUGGAGGAUGGAAACUUCACGGUGCGCUAUAGGGAGUUGAGCAGGAAGUGGAACUACCAAAUGUGCCCCACCAGCGACACUGUGAUCGACCACCUGAAGCCUAACACUCCUUACGAGUUUUCUGUUCGACCGAAUGUUAACGAGCGCAAAGCAUGGAGCAAAUCUGUCUUUCACAACACCAACACGGACGACAAACCCAAGCAGAAACCUAUCAUACCGAAGGCCAUCAACUUUAAGCUUGGGAGGCCUGGACCCCAUAAGCCCCAACUACCUCCAACCACCAUUCGCAACAGUACUCGGACCAAAGGAUUACCUUAUCAGAAAAAAUUUGCGCCUGCACCUAGAUCAUCUCCUGCACCACCCAAAAGCCGCCCAGGAAAAACCCCUGUGGUGAACAACAGAGAGCCUCAAAAUCCGCGUUCGCCCCUGGGUAAAAUCAAAACAAAAACCACCACCACCUCCUUGCCACAUGUCCCCCACAGUGUGGCUGUUACCGUGCCAACCGAAAAAUCCACUUCUGGCAGAGUCUCUAGCCCCUCUACCUCUCACGGCAUGAAACCGUAUUCCUCCCCCAGUUUGUCCGAGUCCUCCCACACCACCACCCAAGACGCUGAUGGAGAGCAUCAUAAGGGAGUCAAACAUCCCAAACUAGUCACGUGGCCUACAACACCAAUGGGAUCUUCUUCUGAACUCCCCUCUCUUCCGAUCAGGAUGAAUAUCAAAAUCGGAGGGGAACAUACUGAUAAAGAUGUGGAAAUCAGUAAACCACACCUUUUGCCUGAAGACCGGGCUGAGGUGACGCCGAAAGGCAGGGCCUCCACCCCCAAGCCCCGCCUUCUUCCUGUGACAUUUACACCAAUCAAACGGGAGCCCAAACUGUCAUCAACAGUCACGCCGACUUUGGACAGUGAAACAGACGCGCCCACUCAGAAAGCUCGAACGACUACAAUCGCUCAGAAAUCUCGAACAACCACGCCCACUCCGGACAGUCAAACAACCACAGCCACUCUGAAAGGUCAAACAACUACACCCACUCCAGAAGGUCGAACAACCACGACCACUCAGAAAGCUCGAACAACCACGGCCGCCCAGAAAGCUCGAAAAACCACGAUCGCUCACAAAGCUCGAAAAACCACCGCCACUCAAAAAGCGCCAACAACCACGACCACUCAGAAAGGUCGAAAAUCCACGACCACUCUUCAAGGUGAAACAUCAACGCCCACUCCAGGCAGUCAAACGGCCUCAACCACUCAGAAAGCUCCGACAACCACGACCACUCAGAAGCCUAGAACAACCACGCCCAGUCCGGAUGGUCGAACAGCCAUGCCUAAUCUGGAUGACCGCCGGUUUGACCCCACGGUAAAUGACACCUCCAAGUUCAGCUCACUCCCUUCCUCUCCUACAGACUUCAUGGGGAAAAGCCGCUUCGUUGCCCCUCAUGUGGUCUAUAAGACCGAUAAGGGGCCCGAGGUGCCCUGCUCCAUCACUGAGUCCCUCAACUACUUCCCCGAGGAAGAGGGUGGAGACCUGAACGUGACGUCCCCCCCCAGGGCCCCCCCCUCCAACGUGACGGUGGUGACUGUAGAGGGAUGCCCCUCCUUCAUCAUCCUGGACUGGAAGAAGGGUGACAACGAGACCACAGAAUACGAGGUCACAGCAAGAGCAAUAGGUCCGAAUGGCGAUAAGGUCUCGGUCGUGAACACCAACCAGACGCACACUGCUGUUGAGAAUCUUAAACCAAACAGCAGUUAUGAGUUCAAGGUGAAACCUCUGAAUGAGCUCGGUGAGGGGCCAUCUUCAGAUCCCGUGCCUUUCAGCACGGAGUCUGCGGACCCACGCGUGAGCGAACAUGUCUCAGGCAAGGCUGCCAUAUGGACACAGUUCCCCUUCAAUGCAGACGAAUACUCUGAGUGCCACGGCAGACAGUUUGUGAAGAGGACGUGGUAUCGCAAGUUUGUUGGAAUCCAGCUCUGCAACUCUUUGAGAUAUAAGAUCUACCUGAGUGACUCCCUCAAAGGGAAGUUUUAUAAUAUUGGAGACCAGACGGGUCGUGGGGAGGACCACUGCCAAUUUGUGGACUCCUUCCUGGACGGCAGGACAGGCAGCUACCACCCAACAGAUCAGCUCCCUCCAAAGACAGGGUACUACAGGGCGAUGCGCCAGGAGCCGGUCAGUUUCGGGGACAUCGGCGGAAACACUCACAUCACGUACGUGCCCUGGUACGAGUGUGGAACACCCAUACCGGGAAAAUGGUAGGCCCCAUCCCCGGGGCUGUCCAUGUUGGUGCCUGUGAGAAAUCUCUCCCUUGGUGGACAGCAGUAACCAGAGCCUUGAGGUCCUGAAGAAUGAAGAGUAAAGGGGGGUUGGGGGGUCUACUGUACGACGUCUGGUUCUAGAGAGAACUGCAUCGCAGUCUC
This is a messenger RNA of Conger conger (European conger), 2777 nucleotides long. Its product is annotated as target of Nesh-SH3-like. Bases 4 to 2616 code for a protein of 870 amino acids. Gene Ontology annotation, biological process: extracellular matrix organization; positive regulation of cell-substrate adhesion. The transcript is spliced from 20 exons. Gene Ontology annotation, molecular function: protein binding. The record is from RefSeq and is a predicted model, not a curated record. NCBI's taxonomy places the organism in Eukaryota, Metazoa, Chordata, Actinopteri, Anguilliformes, Congridae.